This is a messenger RNA of Micropterus dolomieu (smallmouth bass), 6921 nucleotides long. RefSeq names its product A kinase (PRKA) anchor protein 12b (gene akap12b). The transcript has 3 exons. The record is from RefSeq and is a predicted model, not a curated record. Bases 223 to 4551 code for a protein of 1442 amino acids. Lineage: Eukaryota; Metazoa; Chordata; Actinopteri; Centrarchiformes; Centrarchidae. Gene Ontology annotation, cellular component: cytoplasm. Gene Ontology annotation, molecular function: calmodulin binding; protein kinase A binding. Gene Ontology annotation, biological process: regulation of protein kinase C signaling; signal transduction.
GGAAACACAGCUUCAGCCAUUAGACUGAGUUUCUAGUUAAGACUGAGCCAACUCAAAGAAGCAAAUCUUAUAGAUUCUAAUGAGUGUGCAGAGAAGUGAAGGAAAACAAUAGUAACCAAACAGACACUUUCUUGAAAUUUUUUUUAAUCAUCAAAUAUUUUGUGGUAUCUUUUUUAUUUUUGUAUAGUUUUUUUUGGAGAAAGGAUUUUUGGACAUUUUCCAAUGCUUGGAACAAUAACUCUAACAGUUGGCCAGCCAGAUGCUGUGUCUGUGGCUCAGAAAGAGGAGGCUCCCGAGACAAUGGACACCGUCCAGGAUGAAGUGGCUCCUCAAGUGAAUGGCGAGAAAGUGGAGAAAGAGUCUCCUGAUGCCAAUGACAUCUCCGCUGUUGAGGAGAAAGCAGCGGAGGAGAAACCUGAUGACGCUAGUGAAGUAGGCUUCAAGAAGAUCUUCCGCUUUGUUGGCUUUAAGUUCACACUGAAGAAGGACAAAAGCGAAGAAAAAGAACCUGUGAAGCUACUGACAGUCAAAGAUAAAGAAGGAGAGGAGGUUAGUGGGACUGAUGAACCUAAAAAGGAGGAGGAGGCUGCCACUGCUGAGGAGAAGAGCACAGCUGAAGAAAAGGAAACUGAUACAGAAGCAUCCACUGCUGAGGCCAUCAUUGAAGAUAGUGACAAAGCUGAAACCACUGAUGCCCCAGCUGAAGGCACUGUCACUGAAGCCACUGAUGAGGCAGCAAAGGACGAAGGAGCUGAGAAGGAAGGAGAGACCACUCCGCCAUCACAGGAGACUACCCUGUCCCCUUUCAGGAAGCUUUUCAGUGGAGGACUAUUCUCUAACCUGAGAAAGAAAUCCAGCAUCAAGAAGACAAAAGAGGAGGAAGACAAGGAGGCAGCUGUUGAGGAGGAGACGGCUAAGACAGAAGAAACUGCUGCUGCUGCUGUGGAAGAAAAGGAGGAGAAGGAUGGGGAGGAGCAAGAAACUAAGGAGGCGGAACCAGCAACUUCUGGGGAAGAAAAAACAGAGCCCAAGGAGGAGGCACCUGCUACUCCAGAGGAAGCCAAAUCAGAGACUACCCCAGAGCCUGAAGUCACCGUUGAAACCCCUGCUCCUGCUGCAACUAUCACUGAUGAGACCAAACAAGAAGAGGUGAAGGCUGAACUUAGUGCAGAAGAGGAGAAGGCUCCAGCAGAGGUGAUUUCUGAGGCUGAGCUGCUAUCUUCACAGGAGAAGGCAAAGCCCCACGGAAGCCCCCUGAAGAAGCUUUUCACUGGUGCUGGCUUGAAGAAGCUCUCAGCUAAGAAACAGAAGACCAAGAAAGAUACUGAGACCAAGCUCACUGAGUCUGGGGAGCAAGCAGCUGAGCAGCUUCAAUCCUCCACUGAGUCAGCAGAGGCACCAAAAGCUGACAGUGGACCUUCAUCUCCAGAGGAGUCAGGGGAGCAUGUUAUUGCUGUGGAGGUGACCCAGAAUGAGUCUAGCCAAGAUACUGAAGGUGAAGUUGUUUCUGAUGGAGAGAAGAAAAAAGAGGGUAUCAUUGCCUGGUCCUCCUUCAAGAAACUAGUAACACCCAAGAAGCGUGUGAAAAGGUCUUCUGAAAGUGAAGAUGAAGCCACGUGUGAGAAGACAGCAAAGUCAGCCACCCUGUCCUCAUCUGAGAGUGCCCAAUUAGCAGAUAAGAGUGUUGAGGAGGAGGUUAAGGAGGAUAAGCCAACUGAGGAAGAGCCAAAGACCGAAAACACUGAGAAACUGGUCAGCAGCACCGAGGAGCCCAAAAAGAAAAUGGACACUUCUGUCUCUUGGGAGGCUCUAAUGUGUAUGGGUGGACCCAAAAAGAGAACUAGGAGGACCUCUGAUUCUGACGAUGAGGAGAUCAAACUUGAAGAGGAAUUGCCUGCAGCAGCAGUAGAAGGGGAGCAGGAGGGCAAAACUGAAGCUGCUAUUGUCACUUCCCAAAACACAGAGAGUGACGGUGAAGUUGUUUCAUCCCCUGAACCCCAUGAGAAAGAGUCUGCCUGGGACACACUGAAACGCAUAGUUAUGUCAAAGAAUAAGAGCAAAGAAGACAAGCAAGAGGAGACUGCAGAACAAGUCCAGUCAGACAGUGAAGCACCAAAAGAUGAGUCAUCAUUCUCUUUGAAGAAGUUCUUGCCUGGACGCAGAAAGAAGAAGGCUGAAAAACAAGCCUCCACUGAACAGGGCUUAAGUGAAGACGACUCUGACACCCCAGCUGUGGUUCCUCUUUCAGAGUAUGAUGACCAAGGCAAAGCUGAACAGGAGGCACCAGCAGAACCAACGGCAGUCCAGAUUAAAGUGUCUGCUGAAGAUAGAUCCCCUUCAUGGAUCCCAGCCAUUGUUGAAGACAUCGAUGAUAAACAUGAGGAGCUGAGUGACAUUCCAGAAGAGGCUGAGAAUGCUGCCACGCCAAAGUCUGUUGACACCGACGUUGCAGAGGAUGAAACUGAGGGCGAGGCUGCUCUGCCCCCUAAAACUCUAAGUCACAGAGAGCGCAGACUGUCCACAGCUGAGGUGAAGCCUGUUGCUCCGACUCCAGUUGCUGAAACAACUUCUGUUCCUCAGGGACCCAAGCUGGAGAGCGCGAAUGAGGUUAUGGUGGGCAUAGAGGCCCAAAUCAGUGAAAUUCCACCCAGACAAUCUGUGACUGUUGAAGAUGUACCAAUAGAGGUAGCCUCUGAAAAAACAGAGUGUGAACCGUCAACUAAGAAUGCUGAGACCAAGACAAAAACCAUCCUGAUGUCACACACUCCUGAUGAGGCCAUGGCUAUCUGCACUGGCCUAGGAACCAGGGAGAUUACCAAAGUAACUCUGGAGAAACCUACAAUGCCCAUCAUAGAGUCUGUGGCUGUGAUCAGUGAUGCUCUAAGCACAGAGGUGUCAAAGGAAGAGAAGCCAGCAAGUACAGAGGAAGCCACUGUUACAGAAGAUGCAGUGCUCAUUGCCCAGUUGCACCAAGUAGAAACCAUCGAGCUUGAGCCUGCUGUUGAAAUUUCACUAAGUGAAGUGGACACUCAAGCAGCCAGUGAGAGCUAUGAGCCAGCGUUUGAGAUGGCCGGUAUUGUCACCACUGUUGUGGAGAAGUCUGAAGUCCUUCAGACUACCACCAUGAGCGAGAACUCUCCUAAUGCUGUUGUAGUCAUUACACCAACAUCCGAAACAGCUGUUUGCAUCCAGAGCGUGGAAGUCACUGAACCAACUGUAGAAACCAAGGAGGUAAUAAUGGAUGUGGAGCUGCUUACUGCCACUAAAGAAAAUAUCCUUGUUACAGAGGUAGUUCAGGAAGUGACCGAAGGGAUAGCUGUCACCUUCACAAAGGAGACUGAGCCAGCCACCACCACAGUGGUACCAAAUGAGGAGGUUCCUGUUGUCACUGAAACCCUAGUCCUUGUGGCUGCUCUCAAUGUCGAGUCUGACCAAGUGGCAACAUCAGGCGCAGUGACCAUGGAAAACGCAUCACUGUUAGAGUCAGUCAGCAUGCAGGAAACCGAGGAGGAGGGUAUAGCUGUAGAGACUGUGGAGGUCAGUACCAUUCAAACAGCAGAGUUGGAGAUCACUGCAGUCAUUGAGCAGGCCGGUGAGGAGAUGAAAGAAGUCAAGGAGGAGGUCCAGCAGGCCAGUGAAAUUGAGGCACAGAGCAUGGUCAUUGCCCAAGCUGUCAUUCAGGAUGCUAUGGAUAAAGUUUCAGAAGCGCCUGAACCCAAAAAGCCCACCACCCCAACAGCCACCAUCCCAGAACCAGUCCAGGCUGUAGCAACAACAGAGAAAGAGAUUGAGAUCACAAAUGAGACCCCAGUUAUCACUGACCCCCCUGUUGCUGUCGUCUGCGAAAAGCCAGCACCAGAGUCACCUAAGCCCCUCUGUAUUGCAUUGGAGGUCUUUGACACAGUCCCAGUAGAGACUAUAAAGAGCAUUGAUGCCUCUGUAGAGGAGGAGAAGAAACCAAAAGAAGGGUUGAAGAAAGCUGUGGAGGUAAAUGUAAGUGAAGAGACUGUUGUAGUGGAAGAAGUGGUGGAGAUAAAGGCAGAGAGUCAGACAGGUGAGGAGCUUGAACAGGUCAAGGAGGAACAGAGCAAAGAAGACACAAAGGUUCAGGACCCAGAUGUUCAAGAAGCAGCUGAGAAAGUGAAACCGCAAUUAGAGGAAGCAAAGUCAGAGGAGAAAAAAGACAAAGUGCUUAAGAUUCACAUGCCAGUCCAACUGGUGCUGCAGACAGCGCAGGUGAUUGAGGCACCAUCAGUGGAAGUAGAGGCUGCGGUGGAGUUUGACAGCAACGGCCCCGUGGCUGAAGACGUUAAACCUGAGAGCUCUUCCAGUGAAAACAAACUCUCAACUCUGACAGAAGAACCUCAAGUGACAGCUACAGAAGAGCUUUCCGCUCCCAGCCAAGUCACAGAGGCAGAAGCCAGCCAACCAGAGACAGAGAAAACAUCAUCGGUGAAGUGUGCAGAAGUGAUGGCGCAGGUGAUCGAGGUGAUUGAGGAGGCUGUGAAGGAGAUCGAACCUGUGUCCACAGAGAUCACAACAGCAUCAUGAGCAGCUGAAGAUUCAAGACUGAUGCCUGGGAGACACACUGUCUGGACCAGGAAGUGAGUGAUGAGGAAGAGAGAGAGAGAGAGAGAGAGAAAGAGAGAGAAAGAGGCAGCUCUGUGGUAACACACUGAGACUGGGCUCCACCCAUCCCGCCCAGAGAGACUGAGUGACUGAGCAACAGCUCCGCCAUUCUCUCCACCUCCCCUUCCACCUGUACUCCAACCCCAUCCUGCAGUGCUGUCACUGCCAUGUGACGUACCACCACCAUAUCCUCACCCACUCACUCACUCUCUCAAACACACACACUAAAGCAUGUCCUGUGCCUCACAAGCAUCCAAUCCGGCUUGUAAUCAGUGUGAUGUAUAUUCAGCGUUUCAGUGACUUUCCAUUGCCCUAGCUGCAUAAGACCAGAGGCUGCAACCUGGUUGAGUGUGUAUCUGUUCGUAUGUGUGUGCGCGUGGGUUUGUAUGUGUAAAGUAGCGAGAGUGAGAUGGUGUCAGAUGGUGAAGAGAUGGAGGAUUAUUAUCUUGUACAUUGUAUUUAUAUCUUGAGUAUUCUUUCAUUCACCCCUAAGUCUUUAUUUUUUAAUUUUUUGCCCUAUUUUGUUAUUGUAUGGACAUUGUUGCCUGUUUUAACAUUAAGCUGUCAUACAUCAGGUAUCGUUUUGAGCAACAUUAUGAGUCAAUUUAACGAUUAAUGCAGAGAAAACAAAAAGAAGCUUCUAGUAAAAUGUACCAAAACAAAUGUGAGACUGUUGCAUGUAAGUGACCGGUGUAUUACAGCUUUUAUAGUCAUAUUCAGUGAUUAUUUCAUGACUCUGUAGCAGUUAUAGCUAAACCAUGGUACAAGUGUGAUUCCACUGACUGAGGAAAACAACAAGAGGGCAGAGAGUAUGGUCAUAUCUACCAGGAAUGCAGCACAUGUUUGACUUUUGACACUUUCUCUUGUCACAAUGUGUUCUCACUCUGCACCCAGACAAACUAAAUAUGCUUCAUGUAGAUAAGACAAACAAUCACUGCCUGAUUUACUGUGAAAAAGACUUUGUUUAGAGAUUGUUACACAUUGUUUCAUAUAAUAAUACAAUAAAAUACUAUUAUAACAACUCAUUUGAUCAUGUGGCAGAGGUAUUUGGUAAACAGUGCAAAACAUACAUAUGCCAAUUUUUGACACUGGAAGAGUCAUACUGCAUAGACGUGUGCAUGUAACAAAUAUAAAGCAUAUCAUGUUCACAGUGUUUAAUGGCCAUGUUUUUGAGUUACUGCGUGACAUACUGUAUGUAUUAUUGUGUAGCAGUUUUAAGUUGACCACCUUCCUUACUACAAAAUAUUUAUAUUUCUUGAUGAAAACAUAGUAUGUUGACGCCCUCUGUUGCCUACAAAUAGUAGUGCACCCUUUACUCUUCAGCCAUUGGUGUCAACUGUAUGUUAUAAUAAUGGUGAUAAAGUAUAAAAAUGAUCUUUGGUUAUUUCAGUCUUAUAGUACCUGCUCACAUGUUGUGUUCUUCACCCAGCAUGAUUGCUCAGGUUCAUUAAACUGGCACCAGGGAGGACGUAGACUUCACUGGUUGUUGAUUUAGAGAGGCACAGACACCGACUGCAUGGUACCAGAAGCUAAUUUUACUCUUAAUUUAAAAGCCAAAUUGAGUUAAGAUCAAUCAGGGAGUUAAGAUCAAUCAGGGAGUCAUGGUCUUUCCAUUUCUCACAGUAUUAAUCAAAUUCCUAAAGCAUCUACUCAGCUACUUUCAGUCACGCAUCAAACCUAAGUAAUAAGGAAAUGGCUUAUUUUGUUUAUUGGUAAAGUGGGAGGUAUUUGUUUAUUUGCUAACACAUUUAGCAAAAUUUGCACCAUCACUCAUUCAGAUAUCUUGAGAAUGAACUGAGUGUUGUAGCCAGUGAUUUGAAUUAGGUGGCUGACACAAGCAGCUCUAGACGCUCGCAUUUCACUCAGCUUUAUGACCAAACAAAGUACAGACCCCAGUUAGGUCACCACUUUCCUAUGACUUUGACUGUGGGUGUGUCACAUCCAUACUUGCUUUAUGUAAAAAUAAGUGAUUAAAAAAGACAGACUGAACUAAAGACUUUUGCUAUUGUGUAAUGUAAAGCAUUUAGUUUUGCAACUCGCCCACUUCAGUCCUCCCUGCUUUUUGUAACACAAUCAACUGUGAACCUGUUUAACAUUUGUACAGAUUGUAUUGUAUUGUAUGUACUUAAAAAUCAUAUUGUUGUAAUAUUAACUAAUAACUUGCAGCAAUUUAGCACCAAUAUUCAUGUAGCAUGGUCUUAGUUGUCUUUUAUAUUUUCCAAGCUGUUAAUAGUAAGGAUACAGAAACUUGUCUAUAUUUCAUUCAAUAAAGUUAGAGAAAAUUGCUGUGCA